Molecule: messenger RNA, 1257 nt
Organism: Alternaria novae-zelandiae
Lineage: Eukaryota; Fungi; Ascomycota; Dothideomycetes; Pleosporales; Pleosporaceae
Exons: 3
Coding region: 1-1257 (418 amino acids)
Source: RefSeq, a predicted model, not a curated record
AUGUUUGCAACAAUAAUCAACAAAAUCAACAUGUUCUCCAAGAUUGCCACCAUCUCCAUCAGCCUUUUGGCUUCCUCUUCCCUCGUGGCUGGCCACGCUGCCAUCAUCAAGGCUACUGGUGAUGCAGGAGGUGCCGGUUCCGCCAUCGGUGUCGACCCCAACACUCCUCGUGACGGUACCAACCGCAACCCCUUCCAACAGGAUGCCACUCGCUUCCGUGGUGACGCCGCAGACACUUGCGGUGAGACACUCGGUGGAGGUGCCAACGACAUCGCGGCUGGUACUGCUCAGGUCAUGCAGCUCAACGGCGCCACUCUUCCUCAGGUCUCUGCUGGUGGUUCAGUCAUGAUGACUGUCCAUCAGGUCAACUCUGACGGUGCCGGUCCUUACACUUGCAUGGUCGACGCUACUGGUACUGGUACCAACUGGCAAGCCGCCACUGUCACCACCAACCUUCCUGGUAACGACCGUGGUCGCAACCGGGACACUCAGAUGCAGGAUCUUCCCCUGACCGUCUCCAUGCCCGCUGGCAUGACCUGCACAGGAACUGUCGCUGGCCAGAGCAACGUCUGCAUGGUCCGUUGCCAGAACCCUGCUCGUGCUGGACCUUUCGGUGGCUGUGUCCCCGUCCAGAUGGCUGGAGCUGCUGCUGCUGCCCCUGCCGCCGGUGCCGCUCCCGCUGCCGGUGCCGCCCCUGCUGCUGCUUCUCCCGCUGCUGGUGCCGCUGGUGCCGCCACCUCUGGAACUGCCGCCGCUCCUGCUACCGGUGCCGCCGCUGGUGCUGCCGCCCCUGCCGCCGCCGCUCCCGCUGCUGCUUCCCCUGCUGCCAACGCCGGUGCCGCUACUGGAGCCACUGGCGCGACUGGUGCUACUACCGGUGCUACUGGCGCGACCGGAGCAACUGGCGCAACUGGUGCUACCGGAGCCACUGGUGCCACUGGUGCUCAGCCCGCUGCCAACGCUGGCGCCGCCGCUGGCGUUCAGUCCGGUGCAGGUGUUCAAUCCGGUGCUACUGGCGCCACUGGUGCUACUACUGGUGCUUCUACUGGUGCUGGUCUCGCUACCGGUGCCACUGGCGCUACCGGUGCUACUGGCGCAACUGGUGCCACUGGCUCUACCACUGGCUCUACCACCGGCACUGCUCCUCUCGCCGGUGGUGCCUCCCAGCGCAAGCGUGAGGCUGCCCGCAACCAGCCCGCACUCACCAACGACGACCAGGAGGAGGAGCUCGACCUCCUCGAGGGCGAGGACUUCUAG